UGCAGAGGAGAGCAACAGGCAGUCGUCUCCAGUGAGAGCCUGAGAGCAAUGCUCAGUCCACUGACAACAACUCAACAUCCGGACAGUACGGAAGAGGGAGGUUUCUCAUUCUUCACCCUUCCCUGGGGCAUCAGAAAUCAUCUGCCUUCCUCACAGCUAUGCCUGCACCAAAUACUGAACCAAGGACGAAGUUCAUUCCCUGCAUGUAGUCUGAUUUGCUCAUGGGCACGAUAAGUCCUCUAUGCCUUGCCAUCUUUAACCUGCUGCUGGAUCAAUUCGGAGUUUCAUCGUUCACUCUUUCCUGAAGGUCUUCCAUGCAAGUCUUGUCAACAUGCUGCCUGUUGUUUUCAUGACAUGGUGGGUCGUUGUGUUGCUUGGAACCGUAGGGGGACAGUCUCAAUCUCAGCCUCAGACAGAGGACUCAAACCCCUGGAGACAGAUGAUUCGAUGGGAGAACAAUGGACGUGUGUACAGUCUUCUCAACAGCGGGGCCGAAUACGUCCCGGCUCGGGCUCAGGAGCGUGACAGGAACCAUCGAGUGCUGCUAGCGGACGCCCCCAACCGUAGAUCACAGGGUGGGAAUGUACGGAGACAAGCACCUUCAAGGGCAACCUCGGAGACUGUAAGAGGUCAAGCCAGACACCCGUUUGGAUUCGGCCAAGUGCCUGACAACUGGCGCCAGGGCGCAACUGGGACAGGUGAAACCAGUCGCUUCUCUACCGGCUCUCGUUUUAGACCAUCCUCAGGCUCAUCCUCUUCUUUUUAUCCACAGUAUCCGUUCCCUCAACAGCCACCGUAUCCUCACGACUCUGUUCAGGACAGAUCAUACGAACCUCCCUUCCGUGGAACGGGAUACUCUUCGGGCACUAGUGGCGGAUACGGAGGGGGUGGUUACUCAACUGACGAGAGGUAUCGUUACUAUUCCCCUUACGGUCAAACCUACCAUGCUCCUGCCCAACCUGCGCAGCCACAAAUCUCCGACGGCUUGGAUCACAGAUACACGCAUAGCCUGUUCAACGAGGACUCUCGAGACAGCGGUAAUCCUGCAGUACCUGCCUCUAAUGGUGCUUCGAGCAACACCGGCUCAUCAUUCCAGCCUGCUGUGCAAAGCCCCCAAUAUGAACAAUUUCCACCCUUUGGAAGGCCACAGCCUCCGUUUAUACAACCAGCUCCUCGCAACCCUCUCGUCUCCAACAAUGCAGAGAACCCCAACAUGAAUGCAGGGAGUGUUUAUCGCCCUCAGCAAAGAGGUUUGCCUGACCUGGUUCCUGACCCUAACUAUGUCCAAGCCUCCACAUACGUUCAGAGAGCCCAUAUGUACUCGUUGCGCUGUGCGGCGGAGGAGAAGUGUUUGGCAAGCUCGGCUUACAGUGCCGACGCCACAGACUAUAGUGUCAGGGUUCUUCUGCGCUUCCCCCAGCGAGUGAAGAACCAAGGGACGGCUGACUUCAUGCCCAACAGACCUCGCCACACCUGGGAGUGGCACAGCUGUCACCAGCAUUACCACAGUAUGGAUGAGUUCAGUCACUACGACCUGUUGGAGGCGAGCUCUGGCCGGAAGGUGGCCGAGGGACACAAGGCCAGUUUCUGUCUGGAGGACACGACCUGUGACUUCGGCCAUCUGAAACGUUUCGCUUGUACUUCACACACACAGGGUUUGAGUCCAGGCUGCUACGACACAUACAAUGCAGACAUUGAUUGCCAAUGGAUUGACAUCACUGAUGUUCAGCCAGGAAACUAUAUACUGAAGCUCCAGGUUAACCCCAAAUACUUGGUGCUUGAGUCAGACUUCACCAACAAUGUUGUCCGGUGCAAUAUCCAAUACACGGGCCGCUUCGUCAAAACAACAAACUGCAAAAUCUCCCAGUCGUGAUCUGUCAGAUCUGCAGGAGUCUCCAUGAAAGCGCUGAUCCAUUGCCAUGUGAAUGGUGUCGCUGUGAUUGUUUAUUGUAUUUGUCUUGGCUCUCGUGAACCUGGAUUCAGCUCACGGCGAGAGGAACGAGCACACACACACACACACACACACACGUCUGUUUUCUUUCCAGACACCCCAUUAUCCAUGGCUUUUCAUAAAAAACACACACACACUCGCUGCCCCCCAAUUAAGUCUAAUUCCUUCACCGUUUUAAAGUGUGUUACAAUGCUGCAAUGCAAAGUGAGAUUAUUGAACUGCAAUUCCGUAAUUUAGAUCAGGAAAACCAGCAACUGGAAACAAUCCUUCUAUAUCCCAAGCCUCUCUCUCUUUGUCUGUGCCACUUUAGCGAAGGUGCAAUCCUGAAACGGUGUGUGAGAGAGAUCGCCGGCCUGUCAGUCCUCCUCCAGCUAACCAAUUAAGUGGUUUUAGUUUGAAUGAAGGCUCUGAAAAAGAAAAAAUAAAUGGCUUUGGGAUUAAAACCCUUUGAGUAAAAGCCUUGAAUGCAAAAGCUGGAAGCAGUUAUCAAGCUGUUUAUCAUAGUCUUUUACUUUACAAGCUAAUUUAAUGUAAAUUGCAGCAGGUUAUGUUGCCUUGUAUGUCGUAUGAUGCAAACUAUGCUAGAGUCCCGCUACAAGAACAAUGAAGCUGUGCAUGUGGGGAUAAAUUAUGUUUAGUGAUCAAAUGAAUAUUCCUGGUUCAAUACAAGAAUUAACAGCAUAAUGUUGACAUUUCUAAAUCCGGGUUACGGUGAGGCGCUUACAGUGGAAGUAAAUGGGACAAGACCUUCCCGGCUUCAUAGGUUGUAGAAUGAUUUUUAUGUGAUGUUUUUUGCGUCGAAAAUCGAAAGGAUCGACGUUCACACUCGCUCCUGAUGCUUAUACAGUGCAGAAAAGAUCCCUCCAGUAUUGUAAUGUGAAUGAGUCAUGCAAAGAAAAGAGAUUCUCACAGAGCCAGAUCGAUAUUGUCAAUAGUCUCACAUUUCUAAUCAUAACAAAGUGAUUUUAUCGGUGAAUCUCAGAUCUGAUGCAAACGCAUCAUUCUCAGUUGUUUUCUGUUUAGUCUGUUAUUAACCCUUGUGCUGCAUUAGAUUUUUAACACCGUUGAGUGCAUUAAGGACCAAAAAUUGCCACAUAUUAAAC
Messenger RNA from Pimephales promelas (fathead minnow), 3054 nucleotides. RefSeq names its product lysyl oxidase-like 1 (gene loxl1). The record is from RefSeq and is a predicted model, not a curated record. Lineage: Eukaryota; Metazoa; Chordata; Actinopteri; Cypriniformes; Leuciscidae. Gene Ontology annotation, molecular function: copper ion binding; protein-lysine 6-oxidase activity. Gene Ontology annotation, biological process: collagen fibril organization; peptidyl-lysine oxidation.